Messenger RNA from Gadus chalcogrammus (walleye pollock), 2972 nucleotides. It is a transcript of the gene col9a1a, whose product is annotated as collagen, type IX, alpha 1a. The record is from RefSeq and is a predicted model, not a curated record. Bases 99 to 2165 code for a protein of 688 amino acids. The transcript is spliced from 33 exons. Lineage: Eukaryota; Metazoa; Chordata; Actinopteri; Gadiformes; Gadidae.
CAUUGGGGUCCAGUCCGGGAAUACUGACAGGUGAUCCGCGAGUCCCCGGUAUUCUGCUAUAAGGAACUUUUGAGGUCUCCUUCGCCGUUGGGAAGACCAUGGCUCGCCUAGGGAUGUAUCAGAAGUCGUUGUUGGUGAUUUUGUUAGAAAUUGCCUUAAUUUGCUCCGCUCAGAGGGGCCCAGUGGGCCCAAGAGGAGCCCCCGGGCCUCCUGGAGUAGCUGGGGUGCCUGGAGUGGACGGGAUUGAUGGCGAAAGAGGAGUGGACAACAAUGUCGUCGGCGGACCUGGCCCUGAUGGGGACAACGGCUCAGAUGGUACUCCUGGAACUCCAGGUCUUCCAGGCGCUGAUGGACCCGUAGGACCAAGCGGUGCUGCUGGACCCACUGGAAAGAAGGGACCCAAGGGUGAAGCUGGAGCUCGAGGACCAAUCGGGGAGAUGGGGGAAGGAGAGGACGGUCUCGACGGGCUUCCAGGAACCGACGGACUUCCGGGUGAACUGGGCAAGGUUGGACUUCCUGGUAACUCUGGGAAGAGAGGGGCAGUGGGUCUGCCCGGUCCGGUCGGAACAAGGGGUCCCCCAGGAGUUUAUGGAGGGGAAGAGCUGUGCCCCAAUGCCUGCCCUGCUGGCCUCAAUGGACAUUCAGGUCUCCCUGGAAUGAAAGGCCACAAAGGAGUCAAGGGGGAGUCUGGUGAACCAGGAAAGCAAGGACACAAGGGAGAGGAGGGCAAUCAAGGAGCUUCAGGGGAUGUCGGCGCACAAGGACUACCGGGCCCAGGAGGGAAGAGAGGGAUCACUGGAAUAGUGGGGUCCAAAGGGGAUCAGGGACCUCGUGGGAAGUUAGGGGAUGGUGGUCCUCAGGGCAUCCAAGGACACCAUGGCGAUCCUGGUCAGAGGGGAGCCGUCGGCGAGAUGGGACCGAAGGGAAGCCAGGGGGCUGUAGGACCGGGUGGAAUCAGGGGCGUUCCGGGGCCAAAGGGAGAGGCUGGCCUUCCGGGGCCUGAUGGUCGCGAGGGAAUCCCUGGACUGCCGGCCUCCAAGGGUAUCCCAGGAAAGAAUGGCAGUCCUGGUGAGGCAGGACAAACAGGACUUCCUGGUUUACCAGGAGCUUACGGACCGAAAGGCGCAGGCGGCCUGAAGGGUGUCACUGGUGAUUCAGGAUCAGUAGGACUCAUGGGGUCUCCUGGGAAAUCAGGUGAGCGUGGCGAGCAAGGAGAAGUUGGACCUGUUGGAGCGCGAGGUGGACCUGGCGAGCGAGGAGUGCGAGGGCCUGACGGGCCCUCAGGAUCUCCAGGACCUAGAGGUGGUAAAGGGGACCUUGGGUUCCCAGGACUACCGGGUCCUGCUGGCUACUUCGGUCAGAAUGGAGACAGGGGUGCAAUUGGUCUCGAUGGCCCAGUGGGAGAGCAAGGGUCCAUGGGGUCAGAGGGAACCUCAGGCGAGAGGGGAGAGUUAGGCGAACAGGGUGAACUGGGGGAGAAAGGAUCGACGGGGCGUCCAGGAGAGACCGGGAACAAGGGCCCCGAGGGGGGCCGUGGCCAGCAGGGGAAGGAGGGCAAGCCUGGCCAGCCCGGUCCGCGGGGCAUGCAGGGAGACCGAGGAGUCCCAGGGGUGCCGGGAACCCAGGGCCCAGCCGGAAAGGUCCCCACGGACUCCCACAUCAAACAGGUCUGCAGGAGGGUGAUGCAAGAGCAGCUGGCCCAGCUGGCCGCCAGCCUCACCAGACCUGAGUCUGGCAUCUCUGGGAUCCAGGGACCCCCAGGUCCCCCAGGGCCUCCCGGAUCCUCCGGACAGAAUGGAUUCCCAGGACACUCAGGAGCCAGAGGCCUGCCCGGCCUCAAGGGCCCACCGGGUCUACUCGGCCGCAAGGGCAUCAAAGGUGACACUGGAGACCGAGGUGAUCGGGGACCUACGGCCAGAGGACCUAAAGGAGCACCGGGAGCUCCGGGUCUCACAGGUGAACCUGGUCGCCCGGCCUACGGGAACCAUGGGCGUGAUGGGCUCCGGGGCCCACGUGGCGCUGCUGGGCUCCCCGGGGUACCGGGCCCUCCCGGCCCAGCCGGCUCCAACGGGUACUGUGAGUCCUCGCAGUGCGUCAUGGCCAUGGUGGCGUCAUGCCCGGUGUCGGCCAAGGACCCCGGGACGAAGGGCCCCUCUGAGAUGUAGAGGCCCCAGGCCGGGACGGAGCCAGGAAGAGAGCCUGAGAGACUUAAAAGUGGGGGCGUAGCGUGCGUCGGGUCUCUCAUGGGCUGUGACCCCGUGUUGGGUCUCUGUUUGGAUUGGGUGGCUGGGUGAUGUGGAAGUCUAGUGUUGGGAAUUCUGCACAAUAUCAAAGUGUAUCACAGAAUAUGUGCUAAUGAAUGAAAAGGAACAUUUUAAGGUAUCAAACUGAGGUUAAUUUAAAUAAAUGCUAAUUUGACGAUAUGUUACUUUUGCGCCAAUACUAAACCCAUAAGAGGUGAUAAACCAUCAUGUUGAACUACAGCCCAGUCCUUGUACACUUUACUUGCUGUUUUACAACAACUCAAGCUAGCGGUAGCCGUCAGAGUAACCCAGAAACACAAUCAUAACCUUUUUAUUUUCUCACCCCAUCUUUGUCAUCACUCGUACUGUAAAAGAGACGGCACCCCCUGUGGUUGGGAAGACUUCGUUAUCAAGGGGUCUAUGUAUUAUGGUGACGUCCCAAUAGCAAUCCUGCCCGACAGGUGGGACAUGUUUUCUGUGUGUUUGUGUAAAUGUGUCAAUAUUGCAAUCCUAUGAAACGAUACCACCAAAUGAGCAUUUUGUUUUGUGAGUAUCUUUGUUGCGUUUCCAAUCACAAACCGUUCCCUCCCAUGUAGAGUAAUGAAUUUUGAUUCUGGCGUGUUUUUUAAGCAAACCUAUCUGUUUUUAUAUGAUGUCACCCUAUUUAUUUUAUCAAGAUCCAAUGUGGCAUCAACAACUUGUACAAAUGAAAUAAACACAUUUUGAUAA